Messenger RNA from Hermetia illucens (black soldier fly), 3580 nucleotides. RefSeq lists its product as uncharacterized. The coding region runs from base 636 to 2324 and encodes 562 amino acids. Gene Ontology annotation, molecular function: RNA polymerase II cis-regulatory region sequence-specific DNA binding; DNA-binding transcription factor activity, RNA polymerase II-specific. The record is from RefSeq and is a predicted model, not a curated record. Gene Ontology annotation, biological process: cell differentiation; anatomical structure morphogenesis; regulation of transcription by RNA polymerase II. The transcript is spliced from 6 exons. NCBI's taxonomy places the organism in Eukaryota, Metazoa, Arthropoda, Insecta, Diptera, Stratiomyidae.
UUCAACUGAAUCUAAUUAAAAUUUGUUAGUCCUCGAAACCAUUUCUCAACUAUUUUUCUACUUAUAUUAUUCAUUUACUAUUGAAUUCAAUUAUAAGGAAUUCUUCCAUCAAACUAACUCUUCAUCGACCCACAAAUCCUUGUAGAUGUGCUUUCCCCCUCCAUCUAGCUCUAAGAGACUGACCAUUGGUCAACAAAUACAUGUAUUCGGAAUAUAAACAGUUUCUAAGUGUUACAAUUCAAUCUUUUUUUCCCUUGUCCAAUACCAAUAUGGCGACUUAGUACCAUUAUUAAUAGAGUGAAGUGUUUUAAAAAAUAAAAAAAAUAAAAACGAAAGGGUAAUUUUAAUAGUUCGAAGUUUGCUUCUAAAAUGCAAAGAUUAAAUAAUGUUUAAAACUAUAAUGCGCUCAAUUAGUACUAUAAUAUCAUUCAGUGUCAUUGGGUUCAAAAACAGCCAGGAUAGGAUUGAAAUGGUGUGAAUAGCUUUCGCAACGUGUACAAUAAUACAUUUAUAAAAAAAUCAACUGACUUGGUGAUACUAAGAAAUAACGUAUAAUUGAAUUUAGAUAAAUUUUAGCUGAUGCCAUUGGAAGUUUUGUUCUAGCUGAAUAGUAAAACUGCGGAGAAAAGUAAGUGAUGGCAACUGCUGAAGAUUCUCAACCUGAAAUGUAUCUAAAUUUUUACAAUGCUGGACAAUCGAAGUUACUCUACGUAACGGAUUCCAUAAGUCCUAGCCCAUCAGCUCAAUCAGAAAACUCAAUUGAAUGCUCCAAGGAGCCACAACAUGAUGAUCAGGAUAGCAGCACUGGAACAUGCGAUGAUGAUGAACAUGAUAAUGAGGAUGAUGAUGAUGAUUCAACUCAGGAGUUGACAAACUUAACUUGGUUAACACAAUUAAAAAAUCUAGUUGAAUGGCCAAAUUCAGUUAAUCCUAUUCUGGAUGAUGAUGCUUUAGAUAGCCAUUCUGCCGGAAAAUCUACUAAUGUACCGGGUUCAGUGCCAUCGCUUACAAAAAAAGAUACAUUAAAUGAUCGUUUUCAACGAUUCGUAGGCCAAGCAAAACAAAAUUGGGAAAAUUAUAAUAAAUCAGCGGAAUUAUAUCAAAUGGAUACGACUGAUAAACCACCUUUCAAUUAUGCUCAAAUGAUUGCAAUGGCAAUGCUUGAAAACGGACGUAUGACAUUGCAACAUAUAUACUCAUGGAUCCAGAGUAAAUUUGGUUAUUACAGGGUUCGAAAUAAUUGGAACAAUUCAAUUCGUCAUAACCUUUCAUUACAAUUUUGUUUUCGUAAAAUCGAUCGUAACGUUUAUAACAAAGGUGAUGGCAAAGGAGGCUACUGGGAGCUAGGAAUUGAUGCAAACAAGAGCGAACGUAAACGUAUUCGCAAUCGUAGUCGUGUUCGCACAUCAAUAUCAUCCCCAAAAAGUUCUGAAUCUCCGACCAUUGCUGAAAAACGACGGAAGUGCUGUAACGAUCGGCCUCAUAUCACGUCUAUUAAUUCUAAACAUUUGACAAAUCAAGAUGUAAAUCUUAUAAUAGACGAUUUUGCCGGUAGCCAAAACAACAAUUAUCUCUUCAAUCGAACACUGAAUAGUAUAAAUGCUUCGAUAAGUGUUGAUCACACCCUGCAUGUAGACGAUAUUGGCAUAGGGAGUAUCAUCGAAGUUGAUCAGCAAAUUGCUCAAGUAGUUGCGGCCCAGAAUACGCAUGAUAUCGCCAAUCAAGAACAAAAUCAUCAUCAAAUUAAUCUUAGCCAGACAUCGAAUGAAUUUCAUGUAUUGGGCGAUAUAACGAAUGGUGACUAUUUAAAUAUAAAUACGUUGGAUUUGAUGUCUUCCGCUGAUGAUAUGUUCGAUAGUGAUAGUUUCGCACCAGCUAGUGCAUCCGAUGGACUAUCGACAGUAUCAGCUAAAGAUUCAGGCGUGCCAGAACUCAUAACUACCAUGGUUACAUCAAUGGCAAUGGACAGCCAAUGUGGUAAUGAGAUAUAUCUAGCAAGUGAAGUACCACAACCAAGCGCGAAUGUCGUCAUAUCAGCCCUGAACCCAUAUGGUGAUGAGGGCGCAGCAUUUCGGAAUAAUCAGACAGUAACAAAUGUAGUCAUUGAAGAUGUAGGUACAACAUAUACAGGAUGCUCGCCGGUACAAAAUAAAAAUGAUCACGAAGGGAAUGAUGAUGAAACCAAUUUGAUAAAGUCAUUUGAUUUCGCUGGCAUUGAUGAGGAGUUCGAAUUGCUUCCUAGUUGUAGUACACCCCAACAUGUAAAUCGUGAUGACUUCAUUGAAGUCUUAUAUGAUAUCUCAACACAUCAUCAGGACUAUUGAGUUUAUAUUGGAGUUUAUGUUAGUAGUUUUGUCCUAAAGAUUCACAAAGUUAAAUGCAGAAAAAAAGCAGAGAAACGCGAUAUUUAAUAUACAUGGAUUGUUCUUUAUAAAACUGGUUAAUAAUUUCUAGACACUUUAUUUUCCUUUACAAAAACCCUAAUCCUUUUUUUGCUUAAGUACCGUGUAAAAUUAAAACAAUUCGUUGAAUAAGCGAGUUCAAAAUGUCAGAUAGAUUUGAAAAGCGUAGCUACUAAGCCUAUGUCUCAAAGAUUCAUCAAAACUAGAAACAGCUCUUUCAUAAAAUUAAUUUACGCUUAACACUAAUCUGAGGCUAGAAAUAAUUCCAUCAGGAAGUCGUCCUAAGCUACUUUUUGUAAUCCACUCGUCACUGUUUAAUGAGGACAACCCCUCAUAAGAAAAUACACCAAAUUCGCAGAGAACUCUAUUUCAAUUUGGCAUGUUCAAUGUAGAUCUCGUUUUAUACUACACACUAGUAAUUAGUGAAGCGCUGAAAACCAGGAUCUCAGUUUAUCUUUUUUAGAGUUCCAGAAUUUUCAUCUUUAAAAAAGAUUUUUUUGCUCAAGAUCGCCUUUUCUAGCUAAAAAAAUAUCUAUAUGGCGAUAGUAGCUGUCUAAACCGACUUGGUUUCGUAUUAAUCUCUCAAUGUCGUGCUCCUAGUAAUAAUCCAGGUUGUGUCAUGGACCUUUAAGUCCGGCUUUCUGCUUGUCCUGGCGCUGUAGCCUUACAACUGUAUAUUAUAAUUUUCAUUAAAAUGAAAUUAAAGUACAGUCUCAUUGAGAAGGAGCUAAGAUAAAAUAACAAUAAGAGAAAAGACUGUCUCCACAAAGGAGUGAACAGAUGACAAUUUUUCCUUUCUUAAUUUCGUGACCGGGCCUAUGGGGCAUAUCUUGAAGAAGUAUUACUAUAUAUUACUAUACCACAAAUUAUCUCAAUAUGGGUAGGACAGAUUUAAAAACUGAAAGACAUAGAAAUGAACACGUUCAUCAAUUGAAAAAUAACAUUUUCGAGAUAAUAAUGCUCAAUUAUUAUAAUUAUCAUAAAUAGAUCAUCAAAAAAUGCUCCUUUUAGAAGUAUUUUAGGUUUACAACUGUCGAAAUAAUAGUAGAAUUCUUUCUAAUAUGAAAAUAUGUAUAAAUUAUUUGACAUAGACGUUGCCAAAUGGGAUUGAUCAAAUAACAUGAAAUGUAUUUAAUUUAAUCAACAAAUAAAUGAACAACAUUAUAAACAAAAAAUAA